UCAAAGGUUAAACGCAUCAAAAGAGUUAAUCCUAUGUAUUGCUGAGCUUUGUAAGAUUAUGGAUGCAUGCGUUCUGCACGAGAUAAUGCACAAUCGCACUACGUUCAACUUUCUGGUGCGCGCAAUGGGUAACUGUACAUGUAUGGAGUAUAUGCGGGGGGAAUGUGCAGCGAUGGAAAUGCAGGAAAAAGCUGAAAAUCCUCAUGCUAACGGUUUCAAUGUUCAUUGGAUUUUAUUCCUGAUCGUGACGAUGGUCAUGAUGAUUCUGAUUAUCUUUAUCUUGGGCAUCUGGCAAAAGAUCCAAGAGAAGUUAGCUGCGAGACCUCGAGUUGUCUACAACAAGGAGUUACAGCGCAUUCAAAUGACGAAUCUCCCAACUAACGAUGUCGAUGAUUUUGAUGACGACGACGACGACAGUAAUAUUUACAAUCCUCCAUCCGGUUACGAGAACCCGGUGUAUCUGGCUUCCGUUUCCCGUCUUCCUCAUUCUAAUUCUGGUGUGCCCCAUUCUAUUUCCGGUAUUUCACUUUCCACUUCCGGUUAUGUGAAUUCCGGAAGUAAGCCGGGCUACACUCCCGUCAACGGGAAGUCAUCACAGGAUGUCGCAACUGAUAAUAGCAACGAGUCUCAUCAAUUCGUCAACCCCGUAUACUUUAGCCCAGAAAUUUAAAGUGAUCUCAUACUAGUAAAUGCUAGGAUCUACCCUUGCUGAUGAAGUGAAGCCAUUCAGCCGUAGAGGGUCAAAUAUUUACACACCCCACCCAUGACGGUGUCACUACAUUUGCCACCCCUGAGCGUCAAAUAUUGUUAUGAGGGAAAUAGUCCCCUUUGUGAGAAAUAAUAGCUUAA
Messenger RNA from Actinia tenebrosa (Australian red waratah sea anemone), 849 nucleotides. RefSeq lists its product as uncharacterized. The record is from RefSeq and is a predicted model, not a curated record. NCBI's taxonomy places the organism in Eukaryota, Metazoa, Cnidaria, Anthozoa, Actiniaria, Actiniidae.